GAGCCGGAGCGAGGCCGGGAGUCCGGCCGCGGGCAGCGGGGAGUGGAAAUUUACAGCUGCUUCUGAGCGCCUGUGCAUGUUCAAGCGAUCCUUUCUGCUCACACUUUUCCAGAGGCUGACGGCCGCUUGGCAGAAGAGGAGCGGGAGACUGAGGAGCGGAAUCCCUUGUCUCUGCCACGUGUUGGUAAUCAGCGUGGGGGAAUAAAGAGGAAUUAAAUUGAAGAUAACUGAAGGCGGCUGCCGGCGGCGUGGGUUGCGGAGAGGUGGCAGAGCUGUCUUCAGCACCUGGCCAUGGGGCUGCGCUGGGCUGCCUAGGAGCCCCCACCUUCCCUCAUACGCAGAACUCCUCUCCUGAAGGAAGAAAUCCAGGUGAAGAAAAACCAUGCCUUUGUUUAGUAAAUCACACAAAAAUCCUGCUGAGAUUGUGAAAAUUCUGAAAGAAAACAUGGCCAUAUUGGAAAAACAAGAAAAAAAGACAGACAAGGCAUCAGAGGAAGUGUCAAAAUCUCUGCAAGCAAUGAAGGAAAUUCUGUGUGGGACUGCAGACAAGGAGCCGCCUACAGAAAUUGUGGCUCAGCUGGCACAAGAGUUGUACAACAGUGGCCUUCUAGUGACACUUAUUGCCAACCUGCAGCUGAUAGAUUUUGAGGGCAAAAAGGACGUUUCCCAGAUAUUUAACAACAUCUUGAGAAGACAAAUUGGCACUCGCAGCCCUACUGUGGAAUACAUUAGUGCCCAUCCACAUAUCCUAUUCAUGCUUCUAAAAGGAUAUGAAUCCCCAAGUAUUGCCUUACGCUGUGGAAUUAUGCUGAGAGAGUGUAUCCGGCAUGAACCCUUGGCCAAAAUCAUACUUUUUUCGGAACAGUUCAGAGACUUUUUUAAAUAUGUGGAAAUGUCAACAUUUGAUAUAGCUUCUGAUGCCUUUGCUACAUUCAAGGACCUGUUGACAAGACACAAAUUGUUGGUAGCAGAAUUUCUGGAACAAAAUUAUGAUGCAAUCUUUGAGGAUUAUGAAAAACUCCUUCAUUCUGAGAAUUACGUAACAAAGAGACAAUCUUUAAAGUUGCUGGGUGAACUGAUUCUGGACCGACACAACUUCGCCAUCAUGACAAAAUACAUCAGCAAACCAGAAAAUCUGAAGCUGAUGAUGAACUUGCUGCGAGAUAAAAGCCCCAACAUUCAGUUUGAAGCAUUCCACGUAUUUAAGGUUUUUGUGGCCAGUCCAAACAAAACACAGCCUAUUGUGGAGAUCCUGUUGAAAAACCAACCUAAGCUAAUUGAGUUUCUGAGCAACUUCCAGAAAGAGAGGACGGAUGACGAACAGUUCACCGAUGAGAAGAACUACCUGAUUAAGCAAAUCCGAGACUUGAAAAAGCCAACAGCAUGAAGAACUCCUCUCAUUUUCCACUGUAGGCAUUAAUCUUGUUUGUUAAUUUCCUCUGUGUCCCUUAAAUGCCACAGUAGUGCUUGAGAAGGCACAAGUGCCUGGUUUUUAUUUUGUCUUUGUUCCUAGAUGUCAAGACCAUAGGGGUUUUACAUGAAAACUAAAAAACCAAAAAUCUAGAAUAAUAUAUUCUUUUUAAUCGAGACUAUAAUUAUUUAUGUCAGUUUAGAAUCUUGCUGUAACAGAAGCUGGUUUGAUGGAUUUUCAUUUGUGCUUGAGAAGAAUGAACCUCUUUGCUUAACUUUAUCAGCAAACUCAAGCUGUUGGUGAGUGCACAGAGUAGGUCUUCUGAGGACUGUAAUGUCAUUCCUUUGCACCUGUAAUUGUGACUUUGUUCUAGUGCUGCACACACACAAGACUGUGAAAGAGUGUUUGUCUCUGGAGUUAGCUGCACUUCUAGAUCGGGUUCUAUAGUCAAAACAGGGGUAGGUAAAAAAGCAGUAAAGCUCACAUUUUUGCUUUACUUUUUUGUGUUCUUUCAUCUUUAAGGUUUUCUAUUCCCUUAGAUCAGAGGUUUUCUAUUCAGUGCCAGGGAAUGGGGGAAGACAUCAGCCAAGUGAGCUCUUUUUGCCUGCCUCCCACCUCUAUCCUCUCAGCUCCCAAGCAGUCUGAUGGGGAGCAGCCCCAGGUACGUGGUGCUGUUGUGGAGCACCAGUGAGGGAGGCCAUUUUGCACCAAAGGCCACUUGUAGUCUGGCGUUUGCUGUCCUUGUUCACCCUGAUGUGAAUUCAGGUUCUGUAUUGAAGUUGUAGAAGAUGAAGCCGUUGCAGUGUUGGUGAGUUAAGUGUAAUAAGCUCUGUGGUCCAAACAGUGUUUCCCAGGUGUGCUUGAAGAGUUUUUUUGGGUCUUGAAAUGAAAAUGUUACACUGAUGCUUUAUCAGGAAGUGGAUUUUGAGAGCAGGGGGUGGAAAUUUCUUAACUUUUUCUGGACAGCUUAAGUUCUGAGUUUUCCUAUUUGUUGUGAGAUAGUUAUUGAGCUAAACCUCUAGCUAAUGCUUCAGAUUAAAAAGGUGACCUGAACUGUAAAAAGCAGAACAAGACCUUUUCAUUGUUGUAUAUUGAGGUGAGUGAUACAUCAACUUAUGUGCUUUAGAAAAGGGAUGCAAUGGAGCAGAUUGUUGACUCAUGUUGGCUUUUUUGGAUGUUGGAUAUACACAAUAAAUUUACAUCCUAGUCGCCUGAAAUUUAAAAAGAAUAAUAACAUUUACAAGCUAUUAAAAGCAUGAUUACUGAUCA
Molecule: messenger RNA, 2680 nt
Organism: Melopsittacus undulatus (budgerigar)
Lineage: Eukaryota; Metazoa; Chordata; Aves; Psittaciformes; Psittaculidae
Gene: CAB39L
Product: calcium binding protein 39 like
Exons: 9
Coding region: 383-1387 (334 amino acids)
Biological process (GO): intracellular signal transduction
Molecular function (GO): protein serine/threonine kinase activator activity
Source: RefSeq, a predicted model, not a curated record